UCUUGUUUAUCGGUGUGUUGUGCACCACAUCUAUAAACAGGAAGCUACAGGACAUUUAGGGCGUUUCCUUUCUUGAAAUCUUAGAUCGUGCGAUAGAGCUGUGCUAUUAGGAUGACUCUGUUCUGAUCAGUUGUUGUGUUUUUCUUUCAGUGAUGCCUCCGAAAAAGGCAACGGCUGCCCAGAAGAAAAAGGGCGUGGUAGGAGAGACCAGUCGGGCUCAGAAGGGUACUCGGACCCUUGCUCAGAUGAUGCGUGAUAUUGCGUCCCGGCCAGCAGACUCUGCUAUGUCUUCAUCAUCAGAGGAGUCUGGAGCAGCAUCACCAUUAGCUCCAGAGGCUCCAGCUCCCGCGCCUCCAGCUCCUGAGCCAGGGGCGGAGGAUAGGACAUUGAGGGAGGCCGUACAGUUGUUGACUACUUUGGUAGCGGGACAGGUUCGCAGACGCGGGCAGAGAGAUGAUGAUGAUGAUGACAGGCGUGAUAGCCUGAGGGUUCGUGACUUUUUGACAUGCCGUCCCCCAGAGUUUUACGGAUCUAAGCCCGAGGAGGACCCCCACGACUUCAUUCGGGGAGUGCGGCGCUCAUUGGAUUUGGUCAGGGCUUCAGAGACCGAGUCCGUUGAGUUAGCCUCACACAGAUUACGAGAUGUUGCUGCCAAUUGGUAUGAGUCUUGGGAGCUGUCCAGAGGUGAGGGGGCUUCCCCAGCUACUUGGGAUGAGUUUGUGACUGCUUUUCUCCGCCACUUUCUGCCCCCGGAGUUACGGCGGGCACGGGUUGAUAAAUUUUUACAGUUGCGGCAGAACGGCCGGAGUGUUCGCGAGUAUAACCUGGAGUUUGAUUCUUUGGCUCGAUAUGCCCCUGCUAUAGUAGCGGAUAUGGCUGACCGUAUGCACCGGUAUGUGAUAGGAUUGGACCGCUACUUGAUUGACGGUUGCAUGGCGAUGGCGUCACAGACAGAUAUGGAUAUCGCCCGGUUACAGGCCCAUGCCCAGGGUAUGGAGGACCGAUACAGGGCUGAUUAUGCUGGUAGGGAUCAAUCGGGCAGAGAUCAUGAUAGGAGACCGCCCAAGCGGGCCAGGUCAGCUGGGUAUUCUGGUGAGUUUCGGGGCGGGCAGCCCCAACAGCAGCAUAAUAGCUACCCUUCUCAGCCGGCACGGAGUGAACCUCCACGAUUCACUGGUAGGAGGUUUGAUAGCACAGGGUAUUCAGAAGCUGGUCAAAGCUCCAUGACUUCAGGUUUCCAGAUGCACAAGGAUUCAGGCCAGACGAGGCCAUCUAUACCACAGUGCCCUCGAUGUGGCAGGCGCCAUCUGGGGGAAUGCCGCCGCAUUACUGGUGCUUGUUUCUCUUGCGGCCGUCAAGGCCAUACCAUGAGGGAGUGUCGAUUUGGGGGUGGUGCAGAUGGUGCAGCUCAGCCUACGGGGUCAGUUGCUGGUUCUUCUUCUUCAGUUGCCAUGCGUCCUAUGGGACAAGGUAUUCCGACACCAGCAGGCCGUGGCAGAGGCCGUGGAGGGGCUUCUAGUUCUGGCGGUCCUUCAAACCGCUUAUAUGCUUUAGCUAGCAGACAGGAUCAGGAAGCGUCGCCGAAUGUUGUUACAGGAUAAGUGUUUUUGGGCAGCAAGUACAAGUUAGAAUACAACUAAACGCAAAAGGUAUGUAAAGCCUAUUCCUUCUUCUUUUGGCAUGUCCUAGACGUAAGUGUGAAACGAUAUGAACCUUGGGGUAGAUUCUAUUCUCUAGUUUCAUGUACGACUUAUGAUUCUAUAUUUCAUUAAGGUUAUUGUCAUGUGCCUACAAUAUGAUUGACUAAUGAAUAAUGCAUGAAAGUUCCUAUACUUAAAGAAUUGCACAACUAGAGACAUACUUGACUUUCACAAGCUAUACCAUGUUGAAGCGAUAUACGUACAUGAAAUCUGAAACGUUUCUUGUAAUAGUUUGUAUGAGACUUAAGAUGAACUGAAUAUGAAUAUUAUUUUUACACUUUAGAGCUGGUUAGUUGCUUAUCCACUGAGUCUCAAAAAGAUGAAUUGCAUAUAUGUGGUUGCUAUUUAUUCUGCUCGUGCUUACCGCUAUAUCCUUCACUGAGUCCCGGGCCAGGACACGUUCUCGUGCGCAUAUUUACUAUAUUAAUCACCGAGUCCCUCACUAAAGGGCCGGGACACGUUAUAUAUCUAUGUAUAUGAUGAUAUGAUGACAUGAUGAUAUGGAGAUGGUGGCCAGGAGGGCAUAUUCCCUAUUACCGAGUCCCUUAUUAAAGGGCCGGGACACGUCUAUGUUUAUGUUUAUGAUGCUAUGAUUUUAAUUACCGAGUCCCUCAUUAAAGGGCCGGGACACGUUAUAUAUGUUAUAUACAGAAUGAUUUUGCAACUUUGAUUACAAAACUCUAUAACGAUAUUGAUAUGAGAAUGAUACAGAUGAAAUAUGUCCAAAGGCAAGUUUUAUGAAUUUCUGAUUGCUGCAUUGGGUCCUACAUACUUUGUCUCCUUAUGAGUCUAUUACUACAUUUCAUGCUUUACAUGCUCAGUACAUAUUCCGUACUGACCCCCUUUCUUCGGGGGGCUGCGUUCAUGCCCGCAGGUACAGACGCUCGUUUCGGAGAUCCGCCAGCUUAGGACACUAUUUCGGCUAUUUUGGACUGCUCCUUUGUUCCGGAGCUAGCUUGUGGUAUAACUCCCUUAUGUUGUAUUCGUAGGUGUUUAUUUGGGUAUGGCGGGGCCCUGUCCCGCCACAUAAUACGGUCAUUACUCUUAGAGGUCUGUGGACAUCGGUGUGGGUCUGCUUGUAGUUGUUGAUGCGUUUUAUGUCUAUGACUUAUGUUUGGGGCGUACCCAUUCGUAAUGGCAGCCUUGUCGGCUCGCACAUGUAUAUGUUGUUCUGUUGGCCCUGUGUGGCCUUUGUUGGAAUUUGCUGUGUACAGGGUUAUUUUGGAUAGUCCGAAAAACAAAGGAAACUCUGCCGAAAUUUUCUUUGAAAAUCUUAUAAAUUUGAAACA
Molecule: messenger RNA, 2989 nt
Organism: Lycium barbarum (goji berry)
Lineage: Eukaryota; Viridiplantae; Streptophyta; Magnoliopsida; Solanales; Solanaceae
Exons: 2
Coding region: 153-1601 (482 amino acids)
Molecular function (GO): zinc ion binding; nucleic acid binding
Source: RefSeq, a predicted model, not a curated record